AACACGUGUGCUUUAGUGCAGGUUCAGCAAAUACAGCUCCUACUCCUUUCGAAGGUUAUGUUUGUAUUUGGAUUUAUUUUUAAAAAAGAAAACUCUGGCACUUUGUAUUUUUCUUGGUGUUUCUCUUUCUGUGUGUGGAGCGGGGUUGGAUUGUCCCUGAUCACGGCUUUGACUCAGUCCUCCUUCGCACAUGUUGGGAGGUUGGUCAUUUUGAGGUUGUCUUCAGUGAUGCUCAUGAGGGAGUCAUGAUGGUGAUAUCAUAGGGAUCUGCCAUAGUAUGGCUGCUUUUCGAUCCCAGCGUGUUACAAGAUCGUCUGUUGGUUCCAAUGGUUUGGAUGAAAACUUCUGUGGGCGAACCUUGAGGAAUCGGAGUAUAGUUCACCCUGAUGAUUCCUCCCCUUUUCCUCAACUGAGGUCACGAUCUCCAAAAAAGAAACAGGAAACUGUACCACAACAGAAGGGCAUAAAUGGUAGUAAGGUUACUGAAUGCAAACAGCAUAAUGCUCGCGAGUCCUGGGUGAGUCCUAGGAAAAGGGGACUAUCGUGCUCUGAGAAGGAUAACCACGAGAAAAAAGCUUUGGACGUUUGUGACUCAAUACUGCCUGUCUUUAAGCGGGUAAAACGAUGCUCCCGCUCAGAACCCGUGGAUGGCCCAGAGGAUGCAACGUCACUUGUUAAAAAUGAAAAGGCUUCACUUGAGCGAAAAGGCUCAGCUGCAAACAAUGACGGUGACUUGUCACAGCUCAAGCGCGCUCGACGCUUUCUUUUACUGGAUGAUUGUGACAAAAGGGAGGUCAAAAAGGUGAGCGAGUUGGACGGUGGAUGCGACAACCCUUCGCUGCUGAAAGAGGUGUCGGCUCACCAGGCUGCCAACGGGAUCAGUGAGAAAGAUGCUGCUGUUGCUCUGGAGUGCAGUGAGUGUGAACCUUGUGAUUUGAACAGUAAGCCAAAAUGUGUUGAUGUUGUUGAUACGUGUGCGUCAAUUUUACCAACAGAAACUGAAAACCGCAUUUCGGGCGGUCCCUCGCUGCUGCUUAAUGGCAGUAAGGCGGCCCCCUGCUCAGAGCCUGAUGUGCCUUCUACAGAUUCGGAGUGGGAAGACGACAGGACAAUAAGUGACUGCCACUCUGUGUCGCAACAAUCUACCACAAUCCUAGCAACUGAAAACCCAUUGCAAAUCAGGGAAUCUGAGGAAGAGGUUGACGUUGUGGGAUAUAGUUUGUUCCAGUCAAAGGAACAGUGUUUUGAAAAUGCCAGUUGCAGUAUUGAUGCUGCUCAGGAUGUUGAACAGAUCUCAGGGGUGCCUGACCCUACUGCAGUGCUGGACUCUGGACCUGGUCCCUUGCUUGAACCUCAAGAACACAGAUAUGCACUGAGAACUUCCCCCAGACGGGCUGCAGGUAACAAGUGCAGCUCUCAAAAGAUAGGUUCACCCUCCAGGGACAGUGGGCAGGCAGAAGAGAAAUCUCUCAGUCUUCAUGAAUGUGUAAAGAGUGGAGGAGCAGUAGUGGCUGCAGACAAUGAGCACUGUGUGAAAUUGGAAGAGGGCAACUCUCAGGCUAAAGGAGAGCUGCCCCAGGACGGGGCUGGAGAAGGUUUCAGUGGCAAUGUGCCCGAUUCACCUUCUCAUGAGCGUGGCUCGGACAGAGGACACUUGUCUGUGAGCAGGGAGAGCAGCAGCCAGCAAUCUCGGGAAGAGGAGGAAGAAGAGCCUGAUGUAUACUACUUUGAAUCGGAUCAUGUGGCACUGAAACACAACAAAGAUUACCAGAGGCUGCUACAGACCAUUGCUGUACUCGAAGCUCAGCGAGCCCAAGCUAUUCAAGACUUGGAAUGCUUAAGCAGACAUCAGAAGGAAGGGUUGAAGGAACCUAUUACGUUUGUAGAAAAUCUCCAACAGAAGGUUGACAUGGGUUUCCCAUGUCCUCAAAGAGUGGUCCAGCUGCCUCAGAUCCCAUGGGACCAUUACACGUCUGGGCUCGGAAAUUUUGAGAAAGAAUACAGAAAUAAGAAACACAACACCCGGAGGUUAAAACUCGUCUUUGACAAAGGUUUGCCUGUGAGACCAAAAAGCCCCAUGGAUUCCAAGAAAGAUGCAGAGUCGUCAUCAUCCUCUUUUUACUCUUCAACAUUACCCUCAAGUGAUGCCCCUGAAGUAAUGAAUAACAGCCGUGCGCAGGUAAUAAGAGGGAGGAUCUGUGAUGACUCCAAGUCAGAGACAUUUAACCAGCUUUGGAGUGUAGAAGAACAGAAACGAUUAGAGGAGCUGCUCCUUAAGUACCCCCCGGAAGAAGUGGAAACGCGACGUUGGCAGAAGAUAGCGGACAAACUAGGCAACCGGACCGCAAAGCAGGUUGCCAGCAGGGUGCAGAAGUAUUUCAUUAAAUUAGCUAAAGCUGGAAUCCCUAUUCCGGGCAGAACACCAAACCUGUACUUGCAUUCAAAAAAGUCUUCAAGUAGGCGCCAGCACCCGCUCAACAAGCAUCUUUUCCGGCCAUCCACGUUCAUGACAUCACACGAGCCGCCCGUCUACAUGGACGACGAAGACGACAGGAGCAGUUUCUACAGCAGUCAGCUUGAUGCAGCUGCCGAUGAGGAGGUCUCGGAUGACGAAAGCAUUCCACCUUCAUAUCGCCACACAGCGGAAUACAAAGAAAUGAUGAGCUUGAAGAAACUGAAGAAGCAGAAGCUGGAGAUGAUGCAGGCAGAGAGUAGUUUUGUACAGCACAUCGGGUUUAAGUGUGAUAACUGCGGCACAGAACCAAUUCUUGGAUUACGGUGGCAUUGCCAAGAUUGUCCACCAGACAGUUCAGUUGAUUUCUGUGACAGUUGUUCAGACUGCCUGUACGAAACGGAGACUCACAAAGCUGACCACCAGCUGGACCCUGUCUACAAAGUUGAGACAUUUCUGGACAGAGAUUACUGCAUGUCUCAGGACACCAGUUACAACUACCUUGAUCCAAACUACUUCCCAGCAAACAGAUGACACAAAGGGCGUAGUUGGGGAGGAAGAAAAAAAAUCAGACUCCCAGAGGGAGUUGACUCUCUGCUCUUCAGUGCAUUGCAAAAUCAGGCUCCAUUCAUUGAUUCCUUGCACAGAUCGAAAGCAUCCUGCUGCUGUUCCAAAAAAAAAUUGGUGUCCGCAGGUGAUUGCUUCAGUGGGUCCCCUCAUCGACUAUGACCCUGAGCUGCCUGCGGCCCUUUACAAGUCAUUCAACAGCAGGUGAACAUUCCUAACAUACAAUGGGUUUCCUUGAGUUGCCUUCCACGCACUCUCCUCUGUGUUUGUCUGUCUCAUGCUGUCUCUCGCUCAGACUUCUGUUCACAUCUGUUGAUGGAAAUGGAGGAGGAAGGGAAGGCAAAGCAGUUGCAAACUGCACAGGCCCAGUUACUUAAUUCCAAAGGCAAGAUCAGUUUCUGUGACAAAGACUAUACUCUUAACCAUAAUAUGAUGUAGAUAAAUGUCUGUGUAGACAAGUAUUUAUGGAACCACGAUACAUUAAAAAUUUCCUAUUAUGUUGUGUAGUGUGUAGUCCUAGUGCCAGGAAAGGGAGCUACCUUUUGUUGUUGGAAAGAAAGUCCUAGGUUUUACACAAGAGAAAGUUGAAUUUAACAAACUAGUAAAGUUGACCGUAGAGAUGCUGGACCUGGUUAAGAUCCUGAGCAUUGAACUUGCCUAAAAUAAUCAGCUGCUUACUCCCGAAAGGCCUCAUGCCUUCUCAGCCCUUCCCCUGAGCAACUGCGAAGCACUACGUGAGGCAAAGAAUGCCAGGGCAAUAGUGAAGAAAUGUGGAUGUGUUUUCCCUUCACACCCAAUGUCAUGUCUCUUGCAACCAGCCUCCGCCUUCUCCCCUGCCCAACAAAACAAAACUGCACGGAAGAAGUUUGAAACAAGUGAGUUGUCAGUGAAAGUGUUUUUUUAGAUGUAAUGUGAUAUAAAACGACUAUGUAAUGUGUACUAAAAUAUGGUGAAAAAAGUACAGUGGUAGCAACAGUGUACAUCACUUUAUAUAAACACACCUCCACCAACUUCAGAAUCAAAUAGAGCCCUCCUGUCACUACCCCUUAAAAUGGGAGUUGUCCCCACAACACAUUAACAAAACUGCCUGUUAAAGAUAAUCAAGUAUUAUAAUGAAUUCCCUCUUUUGUAGUCUGCACAAAAGCUCCAAUUGCUGAAAGAUUGUAUUUUUACUAUGUAUUUAAAUGAUUGAUUGAUACUAGUCAGCAGUGAGCACUGGGUUCAGCUGCAAACUUUUAUACUAGUAGUUGUGCAUUGAUUAGAACAUUUUUGUACGGUUUCAGUUUCUGGCCUCAUAUCUGUGUGUAUGCAAUAUGUUCUUAUACAGAUCUGUACAACUGUCAGGAGAGCUGUGAUAAAUAAAAAAAACACAUGGAACUA
Messenger RNA from Stegostoma tigrinum, 4399 nucleotides. RefSeq names its product zinc finger, ZZ-type containing 3 (gene zzz3). Gene Ontology annotation, molecular function: zinc ion binding. The record is from RefSeq and is a predicted model, not a curated record. The transcript is spliced from 12 exons. The coding region runs from base 278 to 2986 and encodes 902 amino acids. NCBI's taxonomy places the organism in Eukaryota, Metazoa, Chordata, Chondrichthyes, Orectolobiformes, Stegostomatidae.